UUUCACAGCACGGAAGAAAAAAAAGCAACUUGGUCUCUUUGAAUCACGAGAAACUCCAAGGCAAAGGAAAGAAGAAUGGGCUCAAACACUCCACAGCUUCCAGUCAUCUAUCUCUCGGACCAAACCCUAAAACCAGAAAGCUCAAAGUGGGUUGAAGUUAGGAGUGACGUACGUAAAGCUCUGGAAGAGUACGGCGCUUUCGAGGUGUCAUAUGAUAGAGUGUCAGAGGAGCUUAAGAAGUCGGUUUUGGAAGCCAUGCAAGAGCUUUUCGAGUUACCAGUUGAGGCUAAACAGAGAAACGUGUCUCCCAAACCCUACAUGGGAUAUUCCACUCAUAAUGGUCUCUCCGAGAGUUUAGGGAUCCAAGAUCCUCAUGUUUUGGAGAAAGUUAAAGAAUUCACUCAACUGCUACGUCCUGAUUGUGAGGGUAACAAGAAUACUAGCGAAACGAUCCAGAAGUUUUCAGAGAGGUUAGCAGAUUUGGAUGUAAUGGUGAGAAGAAUGGUGAUGGAAAGCUUCGGGGUAGAGAAGUACCUUGAUGAACACCUGAGAGAGACGAAUUACCGUCUGCGACUGAUGAAGUAUAUAGCACCACCUGAUGUUGCUCCAGGUGCUGAUGAUGUUCAAGAUAGUGCUAUUAUGAGUACUAAUGCUAAUGUUGACGCGGCUAAAGAUUCUGCUGGUGAUCAUGAUGCCGAUGUUGGUGCUGGUGAUAGUGCUAAUAAUGUUGGUGAUAUUGCUAAUGGUAUUGCUAAUGUUCAUAUUGAUAAUGGUGUUAAUGCUGGUGCUAAUGCCAAUGUUGAUGCCGAAGUUGGUGGUCAUGAUCAUGUUAGUGCUACUAAUGGUACUCUUACUAGUACUAAUGUUGGUGUUGACGAUAGUGUCAAAGCUAAUGGUGGUGCUGAUAUUGAGGAGAAGAAAUUGGGUCUACCUACUCAUACUGAUAAGAACCUUUUUACGGUGCUUUAUCAAUAUGAGGUUGAAGGUUUGGAGCUAUUAACCAAAGAUGAAAAGUGGAUCAGAUUGAAGCCAUCGCAUAAUUCUUUCGUUGUUAUGGCUGGAGAUACUCUAUAUGCACUUACGAAUGGUAGACUAGCUCGUCCGUAUCAUCGAGUAAGAGUAACGGAAAAAAAGAAGACAAGAUAUUCAAUAGCAUUGUUCUCGGCUCCAAACGGAAACAGCAUCAUUGAACCACCAAAAGAACUUGUGGACGAGAAGUAUCCACGUGUCUUCAAACCAUUUACUUAUGUCGACUUGAUGAGUUUCUAUCACACUGAAGCUGGUCGUAGAGCUCAAUCUACUCUUCAUGCUUAUUGUGCCGUCUCUGGAGCAUAAAAUGUGGCUUCAUAAAUUACGAGUUUCAAAAAUAUCGGGUGGUUUCAAGAUUCGACUGAUUAUAAAAAAACCAUGUAGUACUAAAUAAGGGGUUUUUUUGUAUUAGUUGAUGAGUUCUGUUUUGUGUGAUAAGUAUAAUUGAUAUGUGUUCUCUAUAUACUGUCUACUGUAUGAAAAUCAAUAAACUUUUUGUUUGUUUAAAGAUGAAAA
Molecule: messenger RNA, 1545 nt
Organism: Eutrema salsugineum
Lineage: Eukaryota; Viridiplantae; Streptophyta; Magnoliopsida; Brassicales; Brassicaceae
Product: probable 2-oxoglutarate-dependent dioxygenase AOP1
Exons: 4
Coding region: 76-1335 (419 amino acids)
Molecular function (GO): dioxygenase activity
Source: RefSeq, a predicted model, not a curated record